Rhopalosiphum maidis (corn leaf aphid) is the source of this 746-nucleotide messenger RNA. RefSeq lists its product as uncharacterized. Gene Ontology annotation, biological process: negative regulation of BMP signaling pathway; nuclear envelope organization. Gene Ontology annotation, cellular component: nuclear inner membrane. Gene Ontology annotation, molecular function: chromatin DNA binding. The record is from RefSeq and is a predicted model, not a curated record. NCBI's taxonomy places the organism in Eukaryota, Metazoa, Arthropoda, Insecta, Hemiptera, Aphididae. The coding region runs from base 1 to 516 and encodes 171 amino acids. The transcript has 3 exons.
AUGUCAUCAAACAAUAAAUUAGAUGAUGCAGUUUUAAAAUCAAGACUGGCUCGUUUUGGCAUAAAUAAUCCGAUUACAAAUACAACUAAAAAUGUUCUGCUUAAGAAACUCUUUAAAUUAGAAAUGGAUUCUAUAGACAAACGUAACGAUCAAUCGAAUACAUUUGAUCGUGAAUCGAUAUUAAACAAACAUACAAUUAUGUCAUCAAGCAAUACAUUAGAUGAUGCGGAUUUAAAAUCUAGAUUGGCUCGCGUUGGUAUAAAUAUUCCAGUUACAAAUACAACUAGAAAUGUUUUGUAUAAGAAACUCUUAAAAUUAGAAAUGGAUUCUCAAAACAAACAUAACAAUCAAUUGAAUACAUUUGAUCGUGAUUCGAUGGACACUACAACUAAUGACUUGAACGAGUAUGAAAUCCGUGAUGGAAUCUCCAAGUAUGGAUUAAAGCCAGUCCCAUUGACCGAUUCUACUCGUCCUCUUAUAAGCACUAUUAUUAGAAAAAAAAAUGAACAUUCUUAAGAUACCUUAUUUACUAAUUCCAUAAAUUUUAAUUUUAAAGCUAAGCAUACUGUUAUAAUAACUUAAUAAAUAUAUUAAAAUCAUAUCAAAAUAUUUUAAUUUGUUACUAUGAAUAUAAAUUGGAAUGUAACAUAGUAUUAACACGAAUAUGUAUUUGUUUAAUAAAAUGUUAUAUUAUGUGUACCUACAUCUUAAAUUUACAGUAUUUACUGAAAUAAAAAAAAAUAAAA